Messenger RNA from Colletotrichum paranaense, 492 nucleotides. RefSeq lists its product as uncharacterized. The transcript has a single exon. The record is from RefSeq and is a predicted model, not a curated record. The coding region runs from base 1 to 492 and encodes 163 amino acids. NCBI's taxonomy places the organism in Eukaryota, Fungi, Ascomycota, Sordariomycetes, Glomerellales, Glomerellaceae.
AUGAUCCUCCUCCCUUCCUCUUCUCGCCUUGUCCUGCCUUUUGCCCACUUCACCUCGCUUCUCCUUGCCUUGUCUCGAGAGGCUCUCCAUCUCGUCAAUAUACGACGCAUUCGCUCGCUCUGCUUUGAGACACGCCGCACGCCGCACGCAUUGAAUGGGAGGAAGGGCGGGUUGCAUCCGGCGAGAGCGUCCUAUCUCGUCCUAUCCUGCGGUGUCUUGCCUUGGCUCAGUCCAGGAUCACGGGGUGUAUCCAUACGGAAUACUGUGUGCGGGUACAUCAUACUCCCUUCCAGGCACAGGAGAGCGCCGAAAUAUCCCUUCUUCGCUGAAUUUCAAUUUCCCUGUCGAGCAUUUAUCGCGGUCGUAGUCUCGGCUGCUCACAGCAUCUUGGUACCCGGGACGCCUGACCGGGCCGGUGUGUGUUUCCGCUGGCUUCGUCAUACACAUCUAUGGAUAUCCUCCAUUACUGACAUGACCAUGAACAAGGGUUAG